Messenger RNA from Penicillium griseofulvum, 912 nucleotides. RefSeq lists its product as uncharacterized. Lineage: Eukaryota; Fungi; Ascomycota; Eurotiomycetes; Eurotiales; Aspergillaceae. Gene Ontology annotation, biological process: protein ubiquitination; SCF complex assembly. The transcript has 2 exons. Bases 1 to 912 code for a protein of 303 amino acids. The record is from RefSeq and is a predicted model, not a curated record. Gene Ontology annotation, cellular component: nucleus.
AUGGCUGAGCGCCAGGUUACCCAGCAGACAAUUUUCAGCCUGCUUGUCAAGCUUGAUGACCCCGAUGCCGAUCUGAGAUACAUGUCACUGAACGAUCUUUAUGGAAUCCUCACCAACUCCAACUCUUCAUUCCUCACUCAUGACCGUAACACAUCAACGAAACUCGCGGAAGGUCUACUCAAGGCUCUGGAUGAUCAGCACGGCGACGUGCAGAACCAGGCCCUCAAAUGUCUGGGUCCUCUCGCUGUUCGCUUGCCAUUCGAAUCCCUUACACCUCUUCUCGAGCGAUUGGCCAACCUGACUACCUCGCAGACGAUAGACACAUCCGUCCCCAACACUGCUCUUCGGGUCAUCGUGGAUACCCUCCCUCGUCCUCAGGCGGGCCAACCCGCUUCUCAAAAUGCGACUACGGCAUACUCAGCAGUUUCAAAAGUCUUGGUUCCCCGUUUGACCGGGCCGACGCCCUCAAGCACAGGGAGGCGAGGCUCCAUGGUGAAGAGCAUGAUGGAGAAGGAUCCAUCACGGGGCUUCAGUAGUGAUGCCAUCGAUGUGCUCAUCAAAGUCGUGACCUGCUUUGGGCCCCUGCUCCAAGAGUCGGAGCUCGCUGCCCUCCAAGCGUCCGUCAUGGCCAUCAUUCAAAACGACACGGCUGGAACUGUUGUCACCAAGCGCGCUCUGACAGCCAUCUCAGCGCUUGUGCUCCACUUCUCCGACGCCCAGCUCAACAGCUUUGUGUCCGAUCUGGCAAAGACAUUGUCAUCCAAUAUUUCCAUGGUGCAGCGCCGGCACUUGAUUGCUGCAAUUGGCGCCAUUGCAAGAACUGCACCUGCCAAGUUCGGCCCACACCUGGAUACCCUUGCUCCUUUUGUUUUCUCAGCAGUCGGGGAGGAUAACAUUACCCCGGGAAACUGA